Molecule: messenger RNA, 434 nt
Organism: Drosophila busckii
Lineage: Eukaryota; Metazoa; Arthropoda; Insecta; Diptera; Drosophilidae
Product: transcription elongation factor 1 homolog
Exons: 2
Coding region: 74-322 (82 amino acids)
Biological process (GO): transcription elongation by RNA polymerase II
Cellular component (GO): transcription elongation factor complex
Molecular function (GO): RNA polymerase II complex binding
Source: RefSeq, a predicted model, not a curated record
AUAGAAUGAAAGAAAAUUAAAUGUUUUCUACAAUUUACAAUUCCAAAAUUUAAAAGACUUUCUGGAAUAUACUAUGGGAAGACGGAAAUCUAAGAGGAAGCCUCCUCCAAAGAGAAAAAAUAUUGAACCUCUGGAUCAGCAGUUUAAUUGCCCGUUUUGCAAUCAUGAAAAAUCUUGUGAAGUGAAAAUGGACAAAGGAAGGAAUACGGCUAAAAUAACAUGCCGUGUUUGCCUAGAGGACUUUCAAACUGGGAUUAAUUUUCUUUCCGAACCAAUUGAUGUGUACAAUGAUUGGGUUGAUGCUUGUGAAACAGCAAACUAAAUCUACUAUUAGUUUUCAUUCGAUUUAUUCUAUUUUGUAAAGUUAAACAAGUACAAACAUUUUCGUAUCUCAAUGUACAUAGCAAUACAUACAUACAUUGUAGAAAGUAAAC